This is a messenger RNA of Suillus subalutaceus, 2979 nucleotides long. RefSeq lists its product as uncharacterized. The transcript has 8 exons. Lineage: Eukaryota; Fungi; Basidiomycota; Agaricomycetes; Boletales; Suillaceae. The coding region runs from base 1 to 2979 and encodes 992 amino acids. The record is from RefSeq and is a predicted model, not a curated record.
AUGGCCAAACGUGCCGCAUCCAAUGAUGGUGCACCUACCUCGAAGCGUAUCAGAAUUGAUGACGGGAAUCAGACAAUACCGACAACACCACUAGCGGAUAAGCAUGCAUGGGCGAUUUUAGAGCAAUUCCUUACCACGGACAUGACGUACCCUCAGAUGGAAGACGCUCUACUAUCGUACCUCGGCGAUCAAUAUUCCGCAGAUGAUUGGAAGGAAUCCCGAGACGCGUUAUUUUCGGGUGACGGUGAUGACGAGCUUGCCUUGGCAAACCUACGUGCUGUUAAGGCAAAGCACAUACAUCCAGCCUUAUCCGCUCCCAAGGAUUCUUCCAUGGCCGACAGGCGAUCGACCAGUGCGCGCAUUCAAAGUUCACGUAGACGAGCCAAAUCGAAAAAUCCCUACCUCGAUCUGGCUGCUGCAGACGACGACGACGACGAGGAGGAGGAGGAGGAGGAGGAGGAGGAGGAGGAAGAGGAGGAAGAGAACCACAACAAACCCUCGGAGUCCUGGAAGGUUACCUCCUUGCCAGGACUAUCAUCGGCCGCCAGGUUUACUGCAGCUAUCGACGAAAUCACGAAUCGAUUCGAAGGCACACAACCUAGCCCAUCACAAGAUCGUCAGACUAUUCCCACCUCGAUAUCUGGCCUCAUCCCUUUAGCUGGAUUGCAGGACGGGAGGAUGUAUCUUCUCCAUGUCCAACGAAAUGUCACAGAUUAUAUCGCUGCACACCUUCGGAGGAAAAAAUUUGCCGUCAAGGUGUCAGCUUGGAUAGCUGGCCAGCUGUAUGUGGUGGCAGACAGCCCCAAAACCAUCGCAGAUUCGCUUCCUUUCUCGCUCUACCUCGCCGUGAAACAAUAUCUCGUCAUAACGGAUGAGGAACGUGAAAUGGUCGAGCGUUCUUGCAGCAAGCUUCCCAUUCCAGCUUGGGUGAGGAUCAAGCAUGGCAAGUAUAAGGGCGACAUAGCCCAAGUCUUCGAUUCGGAUUUGCCGAAUGAUUUGGUUGCGGUCUUGGUUCCCCUACGAGAUUUCCCAUACCCCAUGUCCCGAGGAUCUCGGUGUCUACUCGACCGAUCCCGCCUUCCGAACGGGGACGCGGUCUCCAACAUCUAUCGCGAUGACGAAGUUAUAGGCUGCAAGUACAAAGGAGAGAGAUACUACAUGGGCCUCCUACUUCGCAACUUCCACCGCGAUCGCCUAGAACGUGUCGUCUGCCCUCACGUUAACGACAUUGAACUCCAUUUGCGAUCCGGAUGGGACAAGUCAUUCCUCAAGAGCACUGUUGUUGCGUUUUCGAUGCAGUUCUUGCACGCAGGCGAUUGGGCCAAGAUCGUCAAAGGAGAUCUUAGUUCAGAAGUCGGGAUGGUCACCUCAACCGACCAUACUGUCGGUUCUGCCACCUUGGAUUUGAGCUUGAGUGGACACCGAAAGGAAGUAGAAUGUCGAUUGCAGGACAUAGAACGCGUGUUUCGGAUCGGCGACACGGUUCGAGUUGUAGCAGGUCCAUACUUCGGUGUGGAGGGGCACAUUAUUGAAAUGGUAGAUGAUAUAUUUCGUCUUUGUCAAGAUGUCUCAAAGGAAGAGGUGGAAGUUUCAAAGUACUAUCUGGACCAGCGCCCUCUGACUCACACGCGGCAAGAACGACCACCAACGCAGCAACUUUUUACACCUCCCGCUGAUGUUGAAUCAAUUCAAAUAGGGGAUUGUGUAGAAGUACUUGUGGGGGAGCAUAUAGGCAAGUGUGGCAUCGUGCGUUGGCUGCCCAAGGGAGGAGGAACUCUGUGGUUCCAGGACGGAACAUUGUACAUUCCGGUUCCCAUUGCAGUAGUUCGGCGGACACACCUCCCACACCUUCAGACAUUACAGUUCACGAAAGACAAGGGCUAUGAUGUCAAACCUGGAGACAUUGUAAGAGUCGCCCGUGGGCCAGAAUAUCAGACGAAAGGGAUCGUGCGAAGCGUCGACUUUCCGAAUGCUCGUUUGACCCUACUCUCUGACAUCGAUCAUUCACUCGUUGAUGUUCCCAUCUCUUUCGCGAUGAAAAUACACAACGCCAGCCUGGAUUCCUUCAAACAGGACAUCGGCCAAGAAGUAUUCAUCAUUGGGGGUGACCGUAAGGGUUACCGAGCUACGCUCUACAGCCUCGCCGUAGAGAAAUGUACACUUGCUGUGCAUGGGCAGCAACGCACUACAAUCCCACUCCAGAAUGUUGCCACAAGGUACGGAAGGAGACUAAACGGUACGAUGCUCGAAGGAAUAGACAUGUUGUCUUUCUGUGAGAUGCGGAGAAAAUCGUACCUAGCCCCACAACCUCGAAGCGUCACCCCCCCACCUGAGAAGGCUCACUCUAGCUCAUCGGUUGCAAUUGCAGCUCCUGGCACGUCCUCAUCCGCCUGGACCAACUGGACCACCAGCCCCGAUGAUCAGGCUAGCAGUCCUUUGCCCAGCAUUAAUCCCAGCACUUUGACUGCCGAUCCGAAUCCCUGGACUGUCGAUACUGGCGACACACUAGAUAACAUUGAUUCUCGAUCGGAGAAACUCGAAGAGGGCCCGCUAGCUUGGCUAAUGAAAAAGGAAUUUUCCUCCAAGCUCACCACGUAUCACGUGAUGUUAAAAGUCUCGCCCUCCUUUAUGAGAGGCAGGCUACACAAUCGAUUUGUGUCAACCGCUUGCCCUGAUCCCUUCCUCGGUCUGAAUGGACCCGCCCCCGAGGGCUGUGUUGCAGUGUUCUGUUCAUCGAACGGUGCAGGCGCCGCCAUUCAGCACUAUCACAUACCGAUCACAGAUCUAAGCCGAGCUCCUCCUCGCAAAAAAAAUCAAGAGUGUAUUGUUCUAGAUGGGAGUCAUCGCGGUUCCAUCUCUACUAUAGCUAAGUGCAACCUUAAGAAGAACACCGUGGAUAUUGCAGUUACUCCUUCUACCUUGGUAACUUUACGUUUUGAUCAGAUCUGUCUUGUGGAGAAGUCACGCGCUACUAUGUGA